Messenger RNA from Tachysurus vachellii, 9458 nucleotides. Its product is annotated as collagen alpha-6(VI) chain-like. Bases 155 to 8272 code for a protein of 2705 amino acids. NCBI's taxonomy places the organism in Eukaryota, Metazoa, Chordata, Actinopteri, Siluriformes, Bagridae. The record is from RefSeq and is a predicted model, not a curated record. Gene Ontology annotation, molecular function: serine-type endopeptidase inhibitor activity. The transcript has 40 exons.
UCUCCCCCUACCCUUUAUGCACUUACUCUUUAUGUGCACGGUUAGCUCCUGCACUGUUGUUCUGCUUCUUAUUUUAAAAAUCACAUUACCAUCAAUUGACUGUGAACUACAACUUCAAUGAUAUCUACAUCGAACUUCUGAGAUCACUGAAGCCAUGGCAGCAAUGAAAGGACUGCUGCCUCUCUUUAUUUUAGCACCAAGUUUCUUUGUGAUCAGUGCACAGAAAACAGUAUGCACACAGGAAGCAUUAGCAGAUAUCAUCUUCCUUGUGGAUGGUUCUUGGAGUAUUGGCACAGAUAACUUCCAAAAGAUUCGUGAUUUCCUCCUCAGUUUGGUGAAUAGCUUUGAUGUAAGUCCCAACCAUGUUCAGAUUGGCCUAGUGCAGUACAGUGAUUCACUGCACACUGAAUUCUACCUUAACAGCUUUGAAACCAAGCAGAAGAUUCUUGACUACAUCACAAAUUUUCCAUAUCGAGGAGGUGGCACCAAGACUGGACUAGGGUUAAACUUCUUACUGAAGCAGCACUUUGUGAAAGAAGCAGGAAGUCGUGCUAAAGAUGGGGUGCCUCAAAUUGCUGUUGUUAUCACAGAUGGGCAGUCACAGGACGACGUGGAGCCACAUGCACAGGACCUGAAGCACAAGGGAAUCAUACUUUAUGCCAUUGGAAUUAAAGAUGCUGAUAUGGAGCAGCUGAAGGACAUUGCCACUGAGCCACAUGAACAGCACAUCUACAGCGUGUCUGAUUUUGCAGCUUUGCAAGGAAUCUCCCAGAGUUUUGUCCAGGUGCUUUGUACAACAGUGGAGGAAGCUACACGUCAAGUAUCUCAGGUGCCACUAGGGUGCAAAGCUAGUUUGGCAGACAUUGUGUUCCUUGUGGAUAGCUCUGGUAGCAUUGGUGAUGCAGACUUCCUGAGGGUGAAGAAGUUCCUUCACACAUUCAUAGUGGAUCUCGCUAUUAAUCCCAAUAAAGUCAGAGUAGGACUGGCACAGUUUAGUAAUGAACCUCAUCCAGAGUUCCUGUUGGGGAAAUAUGCUGAUAAGAACGACCUGCUGGAGAAGGUAGACAAACUCACCUACCUAAAAGGAGGCACUGAAACCGGAAAAGCUCUGCGCUUUAUUCUAAAUAAUUACUUCACCGAAGCAGGUGGCAGUCGCAUCAAAGAGAAUGUGCCUCAGAUUGCUGUGGUGAUCACAGAUGGUGACUCAGAUGAUGAGACAAAAACUCCAGCCAUGGAGCUACGGAGAAAGGGGGUGUUAAUCUUCACCAUUGGGGUUGGUGAAGCCAGCAUUACAGACCUGCAGUCUAUUGCUAAUAAACCACAUCAGCGUUUUAUACUGAGUUUCACUGACUACGAAGAGCUGCUGAAAGCAACCACCAGCACAAUAGACAAAGUGUGCAUUUCUAUGGAGGCCCAGAAACAAGCUCUAGCUCCAAAGUCUUCAGAUGUGUUUGUGUUGGUGGACAGCUCAAUUGAUCAGACCCAAAAGGUGAUGCAGUUUCUCAUUCGCCUAGCCAAUCUACUUAAUGUGGGGAGUACAUUCAGUCAAAUGGCUCUGGCUCAGUUUAGUGAAGAUGUUUCAGUGGAAUUUCGUUUUGAUGCUUACAAAACUAAAAAUGAAGCACUUGCACUCAUUCGCAAAUUCCGACUAAAAGGAACUGGACAGCGCAAACUUGGAAAAGCGAUGGAUUACGUGCGCACUCACCUCCUCAAGACUGAAGCAGGAAGUCGAAUCACUGAAGGAAAUAAACAGUACCUGCUGGUGAUAAGCAAAGGAGAAUCUGAUGACAAUAUACUGAGAGCAGUUCGUGCAUUAAAGGAUGAGGAAGUAAAAAUUAUCAACGUUGACUUCAGCAAAGAACUAACCCUGGAGUUUCAAGGUGGACCUAGAACACAUGGACCUCCACAGGGUGAACCUGGCUUACGGGGUGUUCCUAAUGUUCCUUAUGCGAGAAAUAAAAACAUCACAGAAAUAACACAAGAUGUAAAGGUUAUCCUUGAAACUAAGGAGACAUUCCAAGUAACUGGAGACUGCAAAUCAGCUCCACUCGCUGAUAUAGUGUUUAUUGUGGAUGUGUCAGACAGCAUCACUGUUUCUAACUUCAGGCUGGUCCGUAACUUUCUCCACCGGAUGAUUAAUGGCUUGGAGAUUGGCUCUGACAGUGUGCGAGUAGGAAUGGUUCUGUACAGUGAUACACCCAAAGCUGAAUUCUACCUAAACACUUUUGAAAACAAAGAAGAGAUCCUGCAGUACAUUAAACUUUUACAAUUUAGGGGUGGGCAAUCCAUUACUAGCAUGGCUCUAAAGUUUGCAAGAGAGAAACUCUUCACCAAAGACACGGGCAGCCGACGUGCCUUAGGAGUGCAGCAGAUUGCUGUGGUCAUAACGGAAGGAGACUUACUGGAUAAUGUCACAUUUCAGGCUGCAGAACUAAGGCGCAAUGAGGUCCAGGUCUAUGCCUUGGGAGUCACGAAAGAUAAUGUGGAACACCUGAAAGAGAUAGCAUCUUAUCCUCCUGAUAGGUUUGUGUUUAGUGUGGAAAGCUUUGCUAAGCUUAAUACAAUGGAAAGAAUACUAAGGAAAACUCUGUGCAACAAUGUUGUCCGUUCAGCGGUUGACAAGUCUGUCAGAUACACUUUAAAGCAAGGAUGUAUCCAGACAGAAGAAGCAGACAUCUAUUUCCUUAUUGACCAUUCUGGAAGUAUUUAUCCAUCAGAUUUUAAGGACAUGAAAAAAUUCAUUCUUGAGUUUCUGCUCAUGUUUACUAUUGGACCAAAACAAGUGCGUGUGGGUGUGGUGAAAUUUGCGAGUAACCCUACACUGGAGUUUAAACUGAAUGAGCAUAAUGACAGAGUAUCUCUUGAACGAGCUGUGGACAGCAUUCUUCAGAUAGGUGGAGGCACACAGACAGGAAAGGCUUUGUCUUUCAUGAGCCCACUUUUUAAGGAGGCUGAAAAGACUCGUGGAACUAAGGUUCAAGAGAUUCUCAUUGUCAUUACUGAUGGAAAGUCCCAAGACAAAGUGAAAGAGCCAGCGGUAAAGCUGAAAGCACAAGGGGUGACCGUAUAUGCCAUUGGAGUUAAAGAUGCAAAUGAGCAGGAGCUCCUGGAGAUAGCAGCUGACCCAAAGAGGAUGUACUUUGUUAAUAACUUUGAUGCACUGAAACCACUGAAGAAUGAAAUUGUUACUGAUAUUUGUUCAGAUGAGGCCUGCAAGAACAUGUUGGCAGAUGUCAUCUUUUUGGUUGAUGGUUCAGGAAGCAUUGACCCUGAGGAUUUCUCAAAAAUGAAGAAAUUCAUGAAUUCAAUCAUUUCCAAGUCAGUAAUUGGCAAGGGUAGUGUACAGGUUGGUGUGGUGCAGUUCAGCUCACAACCAAAUGCUGAAUUUGCCCUUAACCAAUUUUAUGAUAAAUCUGAAAUGCAGCAGGCCAUUAACGAUAUGACGCAGUUGGGCGGUGGCACUAUGACUGGGCAUGCACUCCAUUUUGUGUCACAGUACUUCGAUUUAUCCGAAGGUGGUCGUCCCAGCACUCCACAGAUUCUCAUUGUGAUCACAGAUGGUGAAUCUCAGGAUACCGUUGCUCAGCCUGCACAAGCUCUCAGAAACAAGGGUGUUACAAUAUACUCUAUAGGAGUACUUAAUGCUAACAGCACACAACUGCGAGAGAUCAGCGGAACUCUGGAAAAUGUUUAUCUGGAAAGAGAUUUUGAUGCAUUGGACUUCUUAGAUAAAGAUCUCUUGCUUAAGAUAUGCACUUCUGUUGAUGAAUGUCAGAAAUCACAAGUAGCAGAUGUCGUCUUCUUAGUGGAUGACUCCAGCAGCAUUAGCGAUGAUGGCUUUAUGAGUAUGAAGUACUUUAUGAACUCAGUGGUGAACUCCACACAGGUUGGAAAAGACAGUGUCCGUUUUUGUACUAUUCUCUACUCUGAUGGAGCAGAGGCCAAAUUUUCUCUUAAUCAGUACUACAGUAAACGGGAAGUACGGGAUGCUAUAAAUAAUCUAAAGCAUAGUGGUGGGAACACAUACACGGCCAAAGCACUCCUUUACUCACUGACCUACUUUAGUGAAGCCUUUGGUGGGAGAGGUGCAAAAGGUGUCCCACAAAUGAUGUUCGUCAUCACAGAUGGUGAGGCCACAGACCCAUAUGAUUUACCCAAAGCUUCUGAUGAACUUCAAAACUAUGGUAUUACUGUUUAUGGUAUUGGAGUGGCUCAAGCAAAAACAACUGAGCUAGAAAUCAUAACCAAAGACAAAAACAAGGUCUUCAAGGUUGAUGACUUUGAAGCGUUAAAGGCCCUUCAACAAAACAUUUCCAGUGUGAUCUGCAACAACACAAAACCAGAGUGUGAGAAAGAGGCAGCUGACUUGGUCAUUUUGAUUGAUGGGUCUGAAAGCAUUAAAGAGGUGCCUUGGAAGACCAUGAUACAUUUUAUGCUUAGCCUCAUUGACAAUCUUCGCAUCAAGCAAGAUCUCUUUAGAGUUGGUGUAGCCCAGUUUAGUUCAAACUACAGAAAAGAAUUUUACUUAAAUGAAUAUGAUAAUGAACUGGGUGUGAAGAGGGCCAUUCAGGACAUCACUCAAAUGAAAGAAGGAACACGCAUUGGAGCUGCUCUGAAUAAUGUGCAAGAGUUCUUCCAGAACAGUAAAGGGAGCCGCAUUCAAGAAGGAAUUUCACAAAACCUGCUGUUGAUCACUGAUGGAGAAUCAAAUGAUGAUGUCAGCGAUGCAGCUGAUAAAUUGAGGGAUAAGGGUAUUCAGAUUUUUGUGAUUGGAAUAGGAGACAUCUCAGUCCAACAGCUCAACUACAUUGCUGGGUCACAUGAAAGGGUUUUUUAUGUGGACAAUUUUGACCACCUCAAAUUAAACAGAACAACACAGCAGGUGAUCAAUAGCAUUUGCGCUCCACCCCCCAAACAAGAAGAGGAGUGCACUGUAGAUAUUGGAAUUGGAUUCGAUAUAUCCCAAAGAAGAUCACAGUCACUCUUUAGUAGCCAGUAUAAGCUACAGGUCUACCUGCCAGAGAUUAUCAGAUAUAUUUCCACUGUGCAAAACUUAUGCUGUGUACCCCAGCUACCUUCUCUUCAAACCAACAUUGGUUUCCGUUUGGUUGCUAGCGAUGGCAGGAUACUAUAUGACCCUAAUUUUGAACAAUACAGCAAAGAAACAGUGAAGAAACUGAUGGAACUUAACACAACUCAAGAUCUGGCUUUUAACAGCCAGCUUCUGCGCAUGUUUCAGGAUAAGUUUGCAGCCUCCAGAGCUGGUGUAAAAGUAGUGAUUAUUUUCACUGAUGGCCUGGAUGUACCCCUUGAUGUCCUCAUGGUUGCCUCAGAGAAUCUCAGGAAAAGUGGAGUCAAUGCACUGAUGACAGUAGCACUGGAAGGAGUCAAAAGCACCACAAACCUACAGAAGCUGGAGUAUGGACGAGGAUUUGGCUACAAUGAGCCUCUUAUGAUUGGCAUGCAAAAUGUGGCCGGUGCUUUGCAGACGCAGAUUAAUGAUGUGGCCUCACGAGAGUGCUGUAAUGUGAUGUGUAAAUGUACUGGUCAUGAAGGGAUGCGAGGACCACAAGGACUCCCAGGGACAAAGGGCUCACGUGGACGAAAUGGACAUCCUGGAUUUCCUGGAGAAGAAGGAGGAUAUGGUGAGAGAGGGUCUCAAGGUCUGAACGGAACUCAAGGACAUUUAGGCUGCCAUGGGAAAAGAGGUCAAAAGGGCAGCCGAGGCUACAGGGGUGAUACAGGUGAAGAUGGAGAACACGGUUUGGAUGGAGUAGAUGGAGAACAUGGUGCGACUGGAUCAUCAGGAUACCCAGGAGAGCCAGGGGAUCCUGGCAGCCCAGGCAAGAGGGGUGUCCGGGGAAUUCCAGGUGUUCCAGGACAAAAAGGACUCAGAGGUGAUCCGGGUGAGUCAGGCAUUGACAACAGUAUCCGUGGUCCUAAGGGUGAGAUUGGAUAUGCUGGCCUACCGGGAGAGCCAGGACCAGAUGGAAGCCCUGGCAGGACUGGAGAUACUGGUAGUCCUGGUCAAAAUGGAAGAAGAGGCUCUGCAGGUGAAAAAGGUUUCACUGGCCCUAAAGGGGAAAUGGGAUCAAAAGGAGCCCCUGGACCUUCAGGGGCACAGGGGCCGGCGGGUCCUUCUGGAGCUCCAGGACAGAAAGGAAUACUUGGUUUUCCAGGACCCCAGGGUCCACAUGGUGCACAAGGAAUCAUAGGAUCUAAAGGAAAUGCAGGACACAGGGGACAAAAGGGUCAGCCAGGGGAUCCUGGAAUUACAGGAGAACAUGGGCCACCAGGCCCCAGGGGCUCUCCAGGAAAUGAUGGUCCAGAUGGAUAUGGGUUACCAGGACCAAAAGGACAAAAGGGAGACCCUGGUUUUCCAGGAUAUCCUGGAUUUCAGGGUGAAAAUGGAAAUAUUGGGCACAGUGGAGAUAAUGGUCCUAAGGGUCAAAGAGGAAGAGCGGGAAAUGCAGGCAGGCCAGGAGCACCGGGCAAUCCUGGUGAUGUUGGACCAGCUGGACACAGGGGCCCUAAAGGACAAUCAGGAACCAGAGCAAUGUCUACUUGUCAACUGAUCAGCUAUGUACGAGACAAUUGUGUCUGCUGUAAAGAUAAAGCAACUUGCCCUGUCUACCCCACUGAACUGGUGAUUGGUUUGGACAUGUCUGAGGACAUGACUCCUGCAUUAUUUGGGAGAAUGCGCUCAACUCUUCUUUCUCUGUUGGACAGCAUUGAUAUCUCUGAAAGCAACUGUCCCACAGGGACACGAGUGGCUGUGGUCUCUUACAAUUCAAACACCAAAUACCUCAUUCGUUUUUCUGACUAUCGCCAUAAGAACGACUUGGUGGAAGCUGUGAAGAACAUCCCUCUGGAACGUACAUCCAACAGACGCAAUAUUGGUGCAGCCAUGCGCUUUGUGGGUAGAAAUGUCUUUAAACGUGUUCGCCAGGGGGUUCUGAUCAGGAAGGUGGCGAUCUUCCUUUCUGGUGGACAAUCCCAGGAUGUGACAUCUAUAAUUACGGCUGUUUUGGAAUACAAGGCUCUGGAUAUAAACCUUGGUGUUAUUGGUUUCAGGGAAACUCCUAAUGUUCAGCGUGCUUUUCAGGCCGAUGAGACAGGAAGCUUUAUUAAUGUGCUGGAGAGAUCACAGAACCAGAGUACAGCACUUGAGAAGAUCCAGCGAUGCAUCAUCUGCUUUGAUCCUUGCAAUCCAGCUAGAGAUUGUCCCAGCACCAGUGAGAUGCCCACUCCAGAGCAGGUAAACAUGGACGUGGCGUUGUUGGUGGAUGGUUCUCGGAGCAUCCAGGCAGAUCAGUAUGAGGGAGUGAAGCAGGUGUUGGGCACCGUGUUGGACCAGUUUGUAGUGAGUGAUCAGCCCAGCAAAGCUGACAGACAGGCACGGGUGGCGCUUUACCAGCAGAGCUCAUCAUACAGUGAGGCCCAGGCUUCAGUCAAGCAAAUAUUUAAUUUUCAGCAGUUCCAUGACCGCAACCUGAUGAAGCAGAGCAUCUUUGAAAAUCUACAGCAGACUGGUGGAUACUCCAGGUUGGGUCAUGCCAUAGAACACGUAAUCAUGCAGGGCCUCCUUACUGUUUCCAGGCCUCGAAAAAACAAGAUGUUGCUGCUUAUAGUUGGAGGAGAGACAGAAUACUCGGAUAGAGAAAAACUGGACUUUAUCUCCAGGAUGGCAAGGUGUCAGGGUGUGGUGCUUUUCACUCUUACAGUUGGGGAUCAUUGCAACAGCACACAGGUGGAGGAGCUUGCCAGCAUUCCCACAGAGCAGCACAUAGUUCACUUGGGCCAUGUAAAGCAAGAACAGGAGUACACUCGACGCUUUAUAAGGACUUUCCUACACAUUCUGAACUUGGAAAUGAACACCUACCCUGCUCCAUUGCUCAAACAACAGUGUGAGCAACUUCAGCAACAGCAAGGUCAAGUUCAUGUCUUUGAGGCUGCUAAGAGACCACCCUUACACAGAUUUUCUCUCGAGAAUGAAGAAGUCAUAUCGUACAGUGAAGAGAGAGGUACACAGUAUGAGACUGAACAUGUGAAUGGAAGCCUGCUGACCUCAGGGCCUAAAUACUCAAAUUAUGUGUGCUUCCUGAAAAAAGACACUGGGCCCUGCAGAAAAUAUGUACUUAAAUGGUUCUAUGAUCAAGAGCAGAAUCAGUGCUCUCAGUUCUGGUACGGAGGAUGUGAAGGGAACCUUAACAGAUUUGACAGUCAAAAUGACUGUGAAGCUCGUUGUGCAUAUCUUCUUACAGUACAUUGACAUGCAGAUUACUGAUAAUACUAACAGCAAGUAGCCAUCACACUUUUUCUCAGUUUUUAUACAAAAUAGUGGCAGAGCAAUAUGUUUAUGCAAAAUUCACCCAAAUAGUCUACACACAAAACAAGAAGUAACAGUAGUUAAAUAUUCCAUAUUCUACUGAUGGUGGUAUAUUCAUAAUUGGUGCUAACAACUGCUGUACUUCUAACACUGUUCCUCUUUGGCUUACUAAAUGAAACGAGUUCAUUAUAAAAAGGGCAUUUGAAGGUGCUCUUGCUUCAAUAAAUUGAAUUAUAUAGUAUUAGCUUUUCAAUGUAGUUACAAUUAAAAUUUUCUAUUUUCUGUUCAUAUUUGUUAUAAAUAAAAUUAUGAACAGAUUACACAUAUUGUAAUUGUACAUUUACUAAUAUUUUACAUCAUAAUACUUAUAACCUUUUAUAACUUAUAACCAGCAAACUACCUUUAUUAGACUUUAAUGAGUGUUCACACAUCCAGAUGUUUUCUCAAUUCAUGUCUGUAGAAGGGGAUUAUGGGUCUUUGACCAGACUGCUUCAUGGGUACAGGUAAAUACAGAAAAUGGUCCAGUGUCAGGGAGGCUGUAUAAAUGAGCUGGGUUCAAUGUUUUUUUUUUGUUGUUGUUGUUUUUGAGGAAACUUCAUCAUUCAAUCAAAAGACCUGUGUCAGAUCUUGUGUCAAUGUCUCAAUUUUCUUUUUAAAAAAUAGAAAAGUUAUGGAAAAAAAGGUUCGGCUUCAUAAUGCGCUGCACAUCACUUUGAAAUCCUCUGUUAAAUAGUGCAAAUGAAACCUAAAAAUGCAGAUCACACAUGAUUUUGUAUUGAAGGAGGGUAAAUUAUAUAUAUAUAUAUAUAUAUAUAUAUAUAUAUAUAUAUAUAUAUAUAUAUAUAUAUAUAUAUAUAUAUAUAAAAAUUAUAAUACAAUAGCAAAAAUUUCAAAAAUAAUUCCACCAGAAAUUAAUUUAUAUCAUAUAUUGGAACAGUUCUUGGGUUUAGGAUAAGAUUACUGAAGGGAACUGUUUUAUAGAACUGUAGGAACACUUGCACAAAAUUUUUAAUGGGAUACAUUUGGGUAUCUAUUCAUGUGUAUAUGCGAAUUAUUGUGCUAUUUUUCAGCAUGCUAAAGGUACGCUUCACACUGCAUUUUUUAAACUAAAUAAAUAGUAAGUUUUUAA